UGAGAGUUGGCAGCUAUGGAUACAAUACCAGCGAUAGUGAACAUUCCAUAAUGUAAAAACGAAUGUAUUGUCAGGGUUUAAAGCUGAACAAUUAUAUGAUAAUAUAGCAAAACAUAUAUAACUAUUUUUGUAUUUAGCUAAUUGUAGCGAUUUAAGAUAAUAUUAUAGUUCAAGCUAAUAAGGAUACAUCGUUUCGGCCAGAUAAAGAUAUAGACGUCAUCAUUGUGGGACAGAGCGUGCAUCAUGAGGAUCUGUCUGUGACCUACAGGGAACAUACGAGAGUAAAGUUGUCUUAUUUGCACAGCCUUGGGACCAGACGGCAGGAGAACCAUGGCUGUAUCGGCACUCUCCCAGGCUUUGCGGUCGCUGUCUCUGUCUCCAGUGUGCAGUGUUGCUCUAGGCGGCUCUCUGGCAGCCCGCUUCCCCACACCGGCUGGGAGGCAGGUGGCGCUGUGCUCCGUGGCCAGCCGUCAUCAUCCCACACUGCUGAGCGCCACACCGAUGCAAUGGCGCGGGUUCCUCACGGGGGUACCCCUGGCACAGAACAACAGAUAUUGGAAACAGAGGACCAAGUACACCAUCCGACCAAUUGGCAUGAGGAAGACUGGAGGCAGAGAUUACACAGGCAGGAUACGCACCCAUGGCAUUGGAGGGGGCCACAAACAGAGGUACCGCAUGAUAGACUUCCAGCGCCUGAACUUCGAGAAGGAAACAGACAAGCCGAGUUUUCAGGAGAAGGUCAUGGAGGUGCGAUAUGACCCCUGUCGAUCUGCAGAUAUUGCCCUGGUGGCAGGGGGCAGCCGCAAACGCUGGAUCAUCGCCACUGAAAACAUGGAGGUCGGUGACAUCAUCACAACCUCUUCCACCAUUGGCCGAAUGGCAGUUUCAGCCAAUGAGGGUGACUCAUAUGCACUGGGGGCUCUACCGGUGGGCACACUGAUCAACAACUUGGAAGUAUACCCUGGGAAAGGUUCCCAGUACAUCCGUGCUGCAGGAACCUGUGGAGUGCUGCUGAGGAAGGUGAACGGAACCGCCAUCGUACAGCUGCCGUCCAAACAACAGGUCCAGGUGUUGGAGACGUGCAUGGUCACUGUGGGCCGGGUGUCCAACAUCAACCACAACAAGCGCAUCAUCGGCAAGGCUGGUCGCAACCGUUGGCUAGGCAAACGGCCAUCCAGCGGGCUGUGGCAGCGGAAGGGAGGGUGGGCGGGGCGCAAGAUUAAGCCCCUCCCUGCCAUGAAGAGCUACAUUAACCUGGCUCCUGUGGGGAGUGCGUCAUAACGGCAGAAUCGCCGAAAACGCUGCAUCGUUGGGAACCCCAGACUGUGGCUCACCUGGACCGGGCCCUGUAUCUGCUGGUCUGGCUGCUGCACUCGAUGGAAAAGCUGCCUGAUCGCUACUCUGUGGCUGGGCUUUCAUUUUUUUUGUAACGAUGUGUUUGAUGGGAAAUGGAAAUGAAGUAUUUAAACCAA
Messenger RNA from Conger conger (European conger), 1472 nucleotides. It is a transcript of the gene mrpl2, whose product is annotated as mitochondrial ribosomal protein L2. Lineage: Eukaryota; Metazoa; Chordata; Actinopteri; Anguilliformes; Congridae. The record is from RefSeq and is a predicted model, not a curated record. Gene Ontology annotation, cellular component: ribosome. Bases 331 to 1281 code for a protein of 316 amino acids. Gene Ontology annotation, biological process: cytoplasmic translation. The transcript is spliced from 9 exons. Gene Ontology annotation, molecular function: structural constituent of ribosome; RNA binding.